This is a messenger RNA of Cotesia congregata, 492 nucleotides long. The record is from the annotation of a GenBank genome assembly. NCBI's taxonomy places the organism in Eukaryota, Metazoa, Arthropoda, Insecta, Hymenoptera, Braconidae.
AUGGAUAGAUGGAGAGGUAAAAUAGCCGUGGUAACUGGUGCAUGCUCGGGAAUCGGUCGCGCCAUUACAGUCUCAUUAUUGUGCAACGAAAUAAAUGUAAUCGGCUUGGAUAUUAAUGGUAAAGAGUUUCCGAAGAUAAAAGAAAGCGUUUCGAGUGCUUCUUCUAAAGCUGGCGCUUUUCACGGGAUUCAAUGUGAUGUUUCAAGGGAUAAAGACAUAAGUGAUGCUUUUGAAGUUGUUGAUAAACAAUUUUCAGGCGUUGAUAUUAUGAUCAACUGCGCUGGAGUCAUUGAUUACAGAACUAUAUAUGAUGCUGACAGAGAAAGCUUCGAAAGACUAUUAAAUAUCAAUGUCCUGGCUGUUGCUACGUGCAUAAGAGCCGCCAUUAAAUCGAUGCGAGACAGAGGAGUUCAAGGACACAUUAUUAAUAUCAACAGGUUAAAUCCAACUUCUGUUCAUAACAUAUUGAUAAAAAUAAUCAAACAAAUUUAA